AUGGAAUAGUUGGCUAAUCAUUUGACACCCAUUUGAAUCUUCACCCCCAAAACUUCAAUUUCCAUCUCCUUCGUAGCCAACAUCAUGUAUGGACCAGAAUCUCUCUCUCCCUCCCCCUCUCUCUUUCUUUCCUCAAAAAGCUAUUCUUCUUAUCUCUACCCAAAUCAAAAUAAGUUAAGCUGCAUGUCUAUAGGAGUAGUACUAUACUGUUGAAAAGCAGAGAAUCAAUCACUCUCUUUAGUUUCUCUUAACAAAUUCUUUCUACUUUAAAUAUGAGCCAGUGUGUUCCUAGCUGGGAUCUUGAUGAUAAUCACACUCAUCCUCGCCUAUCAAACUCUAAUUCUACUGCUCCUGAUGUCCCAAUGUUAGACUAUGAAGUUGCUGAGCUCACAUGGGAGAACGGCCAAGUCACCCUUCAUGGUCUGGGUGCGCCGCGCGUCCCCACCAAACCAUUCACUAAUUGGGACAAGCCACGAGCCACUGGUACACUUGAGUCUAUAGUCAACCAAGCCACACGCUUGCCCGAACCCAAGCCUACUGCUACGCUUUUUCCCGCCGAUGAACUCGUCCCAUGGUUUCGUGCUGGUUCCACUGCAGCCAACUCCGCCACAAUGACUAUGGACGCUCUCGUCCCUUGCUCUAACGAUGAACGUACUACGCACGUGAUUGACUCUGUUACUGGCCUCGGAGGCACGUGCGUUGUGGGGUCUUCCACUCGUGUUGGGUCGUGUAGCGGUCCAGCAGGCACCCAGGACGAGGGGGGGAGACGAGUGAGGACGGCGGCGCGUGUUGCGGUGGCCGGCGAGUGGAGUGGAAGAGACCAGAGCGUGAGUGGCAGUGCGACGUUCGGGAUUACUCAGCCGUUGACUUUUGACACGUACGAGAGAGAUGUUGGUGUGGGUUAUACUUCGACUUCAAUGGGUUCGCCGGAAAACACCAGCUCGGCUAAGCUCUGCGCCAAACCCACCACUACCGAUGACCAUGACUCCGUUUGCCAUAGCCGAUCUCAGAGAGACACAUGUGAUGAGGAGGAGAAGAAGCUGAAAGCAAGAGGAAAAUCAUCGGCUUCAACUAAAAGGAGUCGAGCGGCUGCUAUUCAUAACCAAUCCGAACGUAAGAGGAGAGAUAAGAUAAAUCAAAGAAUGAAGACUCUGCAGAAGCUGGUUCCCAAUUCCAGUAAGACUGAUAAGGCUUCAAUGCUGGAUGAAGUGAUAGAGUAUUUGAAACAACUGCAAGCACAAGUACAUAUGAUGAGUAGAAUGAGCAUGUCACCGAUGAUGAUGCCGAUGACAAUGCAACAGCAACUUCAGAUGUCGAUGAUGACACCAAUGGGGCUCGGAAUGGGAAUGGGGAUGAUGGACAUUACUCGCCCUAACAUCCCUCCCGUCCUCCCCAACCCUUUCAUCCCUAUCAUGCCUUGGGACCCUUCCCUCGAACGCUCCCAACCUGCAUCGACACCAAUUGUGCCCGAUCCCUUGUCUGCAUUUCUCUCCUGCCAUUCCCAGCCAAUGAGCAUGGAUGUUUACGGCAGGAUGGCAGCUAUGUAUCAGCAGCUGCUGCAACAACCUCCUAUUUCUAAUUCAAAAACCUAGAAAGCUGGAGUAUUUUGUAUGAUACAUGUUUGGUUUAAAAGUGUGUAGGUUUGAAAAUUAAUUAGUUUUCUAUGAUUUUUUUUUUUUUUUUUUUUUGUUGGAAUGAUGAAAGAAGCUUGAAUAA
This is a messenger RNA of Carica papaya (papaya), 1716 nucleotides long. It is a transcript of the gene UNE10, whose product is annotated as basic helix-loop-helix (bHLH) DNA-binding superfamily protein. Gene Ontology annotation, molecular function: protein dimerization activity. The record is from RefSeq and is a predicted model, not a curated record. Gene Ontology annotation, cellular component: nucleus. NCBI's taxonomy places the organism in Eukaryota, Viridiplantae, Streptophyta, Magnoliopsida, Brassicales, Caricaceae.